Osmerus eperlanus (European smelt) is the source of this 1676-nucleotide messenger RNA. RefSeq names its product cytokine-inducible SH2-containing protein-like. The coding region runs from base 711 to 1352 and encodes 213 amino acids. Gene Ontology annotation, molecular function: 1-phosphatidylinositol-3-kinase regulator activity. Gene Ontology annotation, biological process: phosphatidylinositol phosphate biosynthetic process; intracellular signal transduction. The record is from RefSeq and is a predicted model, not a curated record. The transcript has 3 exons. NCBI's taxonomy places the organism in Eukaryota, Metazoa, Chordata, Actinopteri, Osmeriformes, Osmeridae. Gene Ontology annotation, cellular component: phosphatidylinositol 3-kinase complex.
GCGCUAAAGUCAAUCGAAACAUUGCGCAGCUCAGCAACGCAGUUCCGCGUAAACUGUUGGGCAAUGUGCAGGAACCCCGCUUCCGCGAGCCUUGAAAUACAAAGCUAUUCUUAGAAACUGAUUCCUAGAACUUCCCUCGGUUUGCAAAUCUGGAUUUACAAAUUGAAGCGUUUUCUCGCCUCUUUAUUAUUCUACAGAAGGCAUUCAAGGAUAGAAGGUCUCUGUGGCAGUUAUCAUAUUUUGAGUGUUUUUGUUGAAGCAAUGUUGUCUCAGUUGCUAUUGUUGCAAUGAGAACCUUUUUUUCCAAAAAGAAAGAAAACUUCUCGGUGUACAUUUCAACGUGUAGGACUAUAUGUCGACUUUGCUGACAUGACGUAAAUUGGUGACUAUUUCAAGUUAGAUGCCCUACUUUUUGGAUUCAAAUUUGAUUACACUAAAUGGGAUUCUAUUCGUUAUGAUUGUGUGUGUUCAAAGGGCUAUCUUCCCAGUGGCACCCAAAAAGAUGGUUGCCAGGGGGAUGGCCAUGAGGGAAUCAUGUUACCACCACCCAAUCUCCACACUUUGGGACCCCGCAGAAGACUUACAUUUACAUUUUACAUGUAGUCAUUUAGCAGACGCUCUUAUCCAGAGCGACUUACAGUAAGUACAGGGACAUUCUCCCGAGGCAAGUAGGGUGAAGUGCCUUGCCCAAGGACACAACGUCAGUUGGCAUGACCGGGAAUCGAACUGGCACCCUUCGGAUUACUAGCCCGACUCCCACUUUCCCGACUCCCACUCAACCAACUGACUCCCACUUGCGUUGCAUAACCUCCACCUUCCAGUACCUUCAUAUUUCAGGUUGGUACUGGGGCUCCAUGUCUGUCAGCGAGGCUCGGGAUGCUCUCGAGAAGGUGUCCGUGGGGACCUUCCUGGUGCGUGACAGCAGCCACCCUCUCUACAUGCUCACCCUGUCAGUCAAGACGGACUGCGGCCCCACCAACGUGCGAGUCGAGUACAGCCGCGGCCGCUUCAGACUGGACUCCAGUUCCCCGGGAAUACCUCACCUGAAGUCUUUCCCAGACAUCCUGAGCCUGAUACAACACUACGUGGGCUCCUGUCAGAAAGAGACAGGCCAGAAAGCUGAACCCAAGGAGAACUCUCUACCCAAAGCCAAACUACCGCCACCCCAGCCCACAACUAUGGACAGCCUAGUGUUACUAAUGCUGAAACACCCCCUGCACAGGCCCCAGGCAUUCCCUUCCUUGCAGCACCUCACACGCCUGGCUAUCAACCGGACCACAGACUGCCCUGCUCAGCUUCCUCUUCCAUGCCCACUGGUUUGUUAUCUACAGGAAUACCCAUUCGGGUUAUGAAGACCAGUGUAUGAAGGCCAGUGUAAGACUGAGCCAUUUCUAAAGGGCUGGGCCAUAAUCAGCCGAGAAGUUCUCACUAGAUGGGAGCAUAGGUUGUCGUCUGAUGGAAACUACCUCUGAAUCACCACAAAAUGUUCACAAUUGUGGCAUUUGCUGGUUAGCCAGUGGUGCUCACGAUGAGUUGAGAUUCCUUUUUUUCUCACAUACCCAUGAACUUUAACUUAAAUAAUAACACCUUUUAUAACCAUUUGUACUGUUCUGAAAAACAUGUAUCAUACACAUGUAGUCUGUUGUUAUGAAUAAAUGUCUUGUAAACAAUUACAA